AUGAGAGGAAGCGGAUCGAUUGCGGAGCUCGAGGGAACAACCGUCUCGCUGGGGCUCAACUCGGGUGCAAGCAGCGGGCCGAGCACGGGCAAUGCGCUUGGGAGCUCGGGCGAGCCGGUGCCCGGACAGGGGCUGGAGAUGACCAACUCUGCCGGCGUCUUUGCCACUUUUGACCCGUCCAUUGCUUUUGACUCGCUAGAAGCCGACUUGUUCGGCUGCUCGGACGGGUCCGACGACGGCGGAGGCGGCGACGGCGGAACCGAUGCCGCCACGCCGCACUCGUCCAAGUCGCGAUCGUCGGUCGACUUGUCCGGGGCGACCGGCGAGACGGCGACAACAUCUAUGACGGCCGGGACUCGGUCUGGGACCGGGUCCGGCGGAGAGGGCGGUGAGGCAAGUCUUGCCCGCGCUCAGGGCGCAAUCGAGGGCCGGCUGCGCCGCAUGCAGGAGCGGAUGGAGAGCGCGCGGGCAGCCCAGGCUAAGUCGACCUCGCCCGCCGUCUCGCUGUCGGAGGCACCGUCGGCGCCACAGUCGCCGGUCGGCGCGGCGGGUGUGUCGUCGGCGCCGGCAAUGGCUGCCAUGCCUGUCCGUCCGCCUCAUCCCGUGCUUCGCGAGCGCUCGCAGGUGCGGCGCUCGUACUCGCCGCCGUUGAUGACGGUGUCAGAGAUGCGGAAGCAACAGGUGGAGAAGAAUGAGCUGCUCCACCCCGAGAGCACCGCUCUGGCCACUCCGCGCCGAAGCGAUGCGGAGCCGGUCUACGAGUACGAGUACGAAGAGUACUCGUACUCGUACUCUGGCGAGGAGUGCCGGCCGUACUCGCAGUCGUCGUCGGGCUCGUCGAUCGACUCGUGCAUGGGAUCGGUGUCGGGCUCACAGACAGAGGCCGGAGCCUUGGUCCGCAGGCUCAUGGGCUCGUCGUCGUCAUCAUCGUCGUCGUCGCAGUCCUUGCAAACAAUGACCACUCUCAAGACCGUGCUCCAGAUCGGUGACGGCGACGGCGACGGCGAUGCCGACGACGAGCCAUGUCCCGUCUCUGCCUACCGCGGUUACGAACAGCGGCAGCGGCAGCGGCAGCGGCAGCGGCAGCGGCAGCGGGCAGCGACAGCGACAGCGACAGCGGCAACGGCAGCGACAGCGACCGCCACUCUUCUCCUCCGCCCACCACCACCGCAGCUACUGGCUAUGCCUACCACGGGGCGACCGCGCGUGACGGCACUCGAGGUCGAAGAGUGGGUCUGCGUCACCUGUGUGUAUGUCCUGGCCGUCGUCGACAGCUGCGGGGCGCUGGCGCCCGAGGACGGGCUGAGGGCCCUCGCCAUUGCCUUGCUCCCGCUGACGCUGUUGGCCAUUCUGCUCGUCGCCAGCGAGCCGACCACACGCCGCUGGCAAAUGCUUCCGCUCUACGCCUCGCUGGCCCUGGCUGGACUGGCCUUGGCUGCUCCGGCCGCGCUGGAUGCCGACGUCGGCUCCGUCGUCGUCUCCGGCUGGCUCUGGUUCGCCCUCACCGCGCUGGCUCUGCCUGCUGCCGUCCUCCUCGGCACGCUCCUGCCGCUCAUCGAGCUCCCAGCGCCCGGCGGGCCGCAUCGCGUCGGCGUGGCGACCUUUGUCGUCGCCCAGCCGAAUCGCCCGCCCUACCUCGAGACCAACGCCAGCGGCUGGCGCGAGGACGGGAGAUGUCGACGGCUGCUGGCAGAGGUGUGGUAUCCGGGCGAGAAAGAGACGCCAUUCCAGCGGGACCCGCCGCUUCCGCCGCAUCUCGCUGGAUGGCUGACAGAUGCCCGACUGCGGGCUGCCCUUGCAGCACGGUUCUCACUCCCUGGAUGGGUCAUGCGCCAUCUCGGGAGUGUCAAGCGCGUCGCCUGCCGCAGCCUGCGCUUUGCCGAUGGCCUUCCGCUCGCCCCGAUCCUGGUCUUCUCGCACGGCUACGGCGGCGUGCGCGUGCAGAACGAGACUUUGGCCUGCGAGCUUGCGUCGCGCGGAUGGGUUGUGGUCGGCGUCGACCACGCCGGCGACGCAGCCGGCGUCUUCUACGACCAGGCGUGGAACGCGGCGCCCGGGCUGGAGCGCCAGCUGCUGAGCCAUGCGUACGACGGCUACGUGCGCGCUCACGGUGAGUUUGCGGCCAGCAUGGACGAGUUGCACGAGCUGCGCCACGCCCAGCUCGACAUCCGCGUCGCCGAUCUGUCGGCCAUCGUCGACACUCUCGCCGCCCUGCACGCGGCCGGUACCGGGCCGCCGGGCUCGGGCCUCGGCGAGUGGCGGCUGUUUGAGGGCCGGCUCGACCUCGACUCUGUUCACGUCGGGGGGCACUCGUUUGGCGGCGGGACCGCGAUAGAGGCCCUUAACCGCGACAACCGCUUUGUCUCCGGCUUUGCCCUCGACCCGUGGCUGUUCCCGCUCUCCGAAUCUCUGCGCGAGGGCGGGACGGAGAAGCCACUGCUAAUGGUCUCUGCGCCGCGGUGCAUCGAGGCCAAGAACAAGGCGCGGCGUGAGGCCUUUGCCGCCGCAUCGUGCGAGGAGCGCGGCAACGUGGCACUGCGCGACGUGGUGGUGCCUCUCAGCGAGCAUCACGACUUUCACGACUUUGUCCUCAUCGCACCCUUGGCCAUGCAAUGGCUCGGAGCCGCGGGCAAAGCCCAGAAGGACGAGCUCCUCGCACGCAUCAACGGCAUGGUCCUGGAUUGGCUCGAAGCCUUUGCAGACGAUCGCGCGCCCAGUGCGCGCCGACUGAUGGAGUUUGACGAUGCCUGGUUUUUCCCGGCGGCAGCAAGUUGAGCAA
Thecamonas trahens ATCC 50062 is the source of this 2779-nucleotide messenger RNA. RefSeq lists its product as uncharacterized. The record is from RefSeq and is a predicted model, not a curated record. Gene Ontology annotation, molecular function: 1-alkyl-2-acetylglycerophosphocholine esterase activity. Bases 1 to 2775 code for a protein of 924 amino acids. The transcript has 2 exons. NCBI's taxonomy places the organism in Eukaryota, Apusomonadida, Apusomonadidae.